UAGGCCUCCCUGAAGCCUGAACUUGGCAUUCCCCAGCAAGCCAGGAAGGAGGCAGGAAGAGUUCUCUGCAGCAGACUCUCUGCCCAGACCAUACAACACAGCUUUUGCAAGGGAAUAAGAUAUUUGUUGAAAUUUGCCAGAUUGGUUGUGAUUUGAACAGAGAAGAAGAGACAGGAACAUUCAUUUUCCAAAACGUGUAUUCCUUGUGACUCUUACUUUUAAAACAACAUCAACCAAUUAAACUCAGAAACUUCAUUAGCUUCCUUCCUUCCCACACUCGAUAACACCUCUUACCUUUUUGAAAACCCUAAAGCGCUCUCCCAACAGCCAGCAAGGAAGGAACUCAUCCAGCGAGCGGAAAUAUCUUUUGGGAAGCGAGCGCAAUUAUUUCUAAAGACAAAAACUGCAAAGAAAAGGAGCCUUCGGCCCUGGCUGCUUGACUUCAGGUUUUGCAGUCAUGCUUGUGUGUCUUCUCCACUGCACUUGCCCCGCACAUGGCGGCAGGAAACGGAACUGAGUGUUGUUUGGAAUCAUUUUGUUGGAGGAGAGCGGCUGAAAAACCAAAGAUUCGCUGACGGCCUAGAGCGGCCGCAAAAAUUCAGGAAGCGACCAGAAAGAAGAAAUCGGUUUUUAGUUGUCUGAAGCAUGUUCGCAGGAAAGUCUCGGGGUUAAGGAUAUUGAAAAAUGUUUGUCCCAAGAUCUCUUAAAAUCAAGAGGAAUGUGGUUGACAAUGAGACCUGUGUAGCUAAGAAAAACAAGUCUUCUCCAAGUGAUUCUUCAUUUGAUACAACUGCAGCAUUCAGAAACUCCAGUUCAGAUGAAAAAGAUGCAUCGGCCUUACAGAGUCAUUUAUUUAAACCAGUGGAAGGAUGCAUUGAGCCUCAGACUUUACUAGGUUCAGUUGGGGCCACUGUUGAAACAACCUUGGAAAAUGCAAACAAUGAUGACUGUUCUCUUGCAGAGGAGCCCAUCAAAUCUUUCAGUAAAACACAACGCUGGCCACAGCCUGGUGAACCCGUCUGUGUGAUCUGUGGUCAUUAUGGGGAAUACAUCUGUGACAAAACGGAUGAAGAUAUCUGCAGCUUGGAGUGUAAAGCCAAGCACCUUUUGCUUCUCCAAGAGAAGGAGGGAGGCCCUAAACUUGAUAAUAGUGAAAAAGAAGGUUGUCAGAUCGAGUCUGAUUUCUAUGACAGUACUUAUGUGUAUAAAGAGAAUGCCUUUGUGUUAAGUCUUCAAGAUGAGCAGAUUGAAAAUUUAAAGCAGCAGCUAGGUAUUGCUGUCCAAGGUCAAGGAGUUGCAAGGCCUAUUGUAGAAUUUGAACACUGUGCUUUCCCUGAAACUCUAAGCUGCAAUCUAAAACAAUCAGGCUACGAAGUUCCAACUCCUGUCCAGAUGCAGAUGAUUCCAGUUGGCUUGCAAGGCAGGGAUAUUGUGGCUACUGCUGACACAGGAUCAGGAAAAACUGCAGCUUUUCUACUUCCAGUUAUAAUUAAAGUUUUGGGAGAGAUAGAAACCCCAUCUGCUCUCAUUCUGACGCCAACAAGAGAAUUAGCGAUACAGAUAGAGAAACAAGCUAAAGAGCUCAUGACUGGCCUCCCAAACAUGAGAACGGUUCUUCUGGUUGGAGGAUUGCCAUUGCCACCUCAGCUUCAUCGCCUGAAAAAAAAUGUUAAGGUUGUCAUAGCAACACCUGGGAGGCUUCUAGAAAUUCUAAAGCAAAGCUCCGUUCAACUCCAUAAUAUUAAAAUAGUUGUAGUGGAUGAAGCUGAUACCAUGUUAAAGAUGGGUUUCCAGCAGCAGGUUCUGGAUAUUUUGGAAAAUAUCCCCAGAGAUCAUCAAACCAUGUUGGUGUCGGCCACAAUGCCUUUUGGUACCGAGCAGCUGGCAAAUCGGCUUAUGCAAAAUGCUGUGAAAAUAACCGUUGGAGAAAAGAAUCUGCCAUGUUCCAAUGUUCGCCAGAUUAUUCUUUGGAUAGAGGAACCCUCCAAAAAGAAAAAGCUUUUUGAAAUACUAAAUGAUAAGAAACUCUUCAAGCCUCCAGUACUAGUAUUUGUAGAAUGUAAGCUGGGUGCAGAUCUUCUGAGCGAAGCUGUUCAUAAAAUCACAGGAUUACAAACAGUAUCUAUGCAUGCUGAUAAGUCACAGAUGGAAAGGACUGCCAUUUUACAGGGAUUACUUCAAGAAAAAUUUGAAGUUGUUGUAAGCACCGGAGUACUUGGCCGAGGACUUGAUCUUGUCAAUGUUAAGUUGGUAGUAAAUUUUGACAUGCCAUCUAGUAUGGAUGAAUAUGUACAUCAGGUUGGAAGAGCAGGACGACUGGGUCACAGUGGAACCGCGAUUACUUUUAUUAAUAACAACAGCAAGAAACUUUUCUGGGAUGUGGUAAAGCGAGUGAAACCAACAGGCACUAUUCUCCCAUCCCAGUUACUAAAUUCCCCAUAUCUACACGACCAGAAAAGAAAAGAACAACAAAGAAGUAAACAGUCACAGGAUGGUCUUGUAACAGGGGAUAAUCUUAUGGACAUAAUUAGAAAACAUGACAGAAGGCUUUCUCAAAAAUAAUGAACAGUUCUGUAUUUGUGAAUUCUGUAUAGCUUGUAAUAAGUCCUGAAUAUUAACUUAAAUUCUCUGGACACAAUCCAAAGUAAGCACUUUGAAGUCCAAUUGGCGUUAGUGACAGUUCAGCAAAUGCUUAAAUGCUCUCUUCCAUUGGAAUCAGUCUUUAACCUAUGUUUUAAUUGACUCUUACAUUUGCAUCCCAUCAUUUCUACUUCAGAGUAGCAUUUUAACAUCACACUUGGUGUUGCAUUGCUGACAGAGUGAUGAGUCCAAGGGUGUUCAAUAAGCUUUGCGACAGAGAGCUAUUUCAUACACUGUAUUUUGAAUUUGGAUUCAAAAUACACCCAAGCUUAAAUGGCAAAAUACUUUGGUACACUCAAAUGGCUUGCCUUUCCCUCAAAUGUAGAAGCAAUGAACAUGUGCCUGUGUCAUUCACAAUUAACAUGCUCUACAAGAUUCCACAGAUAUGGCUGCAGAGCUGCCUUUACCCUUUAGUGUGGGUAAUCAAGAUGCAUUUCAUUUAUCCAGGGGCGGCGGCAGGGUGGCAGCAAUUAUAUUGGCCUGAUUUGUGAUUUACUGUUCAUCUCUUUAAAAAAAAAAAAAAAGUAAUCCCUUCUAGUCCUAGUUCAGACUUGAAUUAAUUGGGCAGAUAUUUUCAGUUCUAACACUUCCAACUGCUAGCCUGAUCCAGGAUGCGGGGAGCAGCAAAAUGGUGGAGGAUGAAGAACUAUUGGACUGGGCUGGAUGCUUCACUCUCUAAUUUUGUCUGAGCUAGUACCCAUGCUACCAGUUUAAAGCCUUUAGAAGAAAAGCAAAAAGCAAGACACAUUUUCUUCUGUAUGACCAUUUAGCUUUCUAUUAGAAAUUGAAAGGUUGCAAAAGAGCUAACUGAAGAGUCUUUAUUAAUCUAGUCCUCAGUGUGUGUUGAACAGUAGUGAUAUGUGAGAGUAAAAAUUAUGUAAAAGUUGUUUGCUUUUGCUGCUGCUGCUGUUGUGAAUUUCCACUAUAUUCUUAAAUUUUAACUUCAUUUAAUAAUGGCAGCUGAAUGUACUUCUUCCAUCCCAUAGUCUUUGACCCUACUUUUACCACCCCCACUUUCUCUUGCCCAGUGCAUGCACGUGUUUAUAUGUGCCGAAUGAGGAUGACACUUCAUCUGAUGAAAUGGACUGCAGUGCACGAAAACUUAGGCUAAAAUAAAUUUGUUCACCUUUAAGGUGCUAUUAGGCUCUGUAUUUGCUGCAGCAGACUAUCAUGGCUCCCCCUUUGGAAGUUUGCUGUUUGGGACUGUUAAUCAUUAGAAUGCAGAAGAUUCUAUACCCCACCUUGAACAGGAACCUUUCAUCAUUUUUAAAAAUAGAUAAAACUUAUUAUUUUAAAUUCAUUUGGCCUGCAGUCAGCAGAACCUCUGAGUGUGCCUGACUGAUUAUGAUCAAUCCAUAUAAACUAGCAUUGUAGUUUAUCCAGUCAUGGAAGAAUAGCCACAUUAGUCUGUUGCAGCAAAAACAACAGAGCCCUGUGACACCUUAUUCCACAGUAAGUAUGAUUGUGUUUAAGCUUUUGUGCACCUGUGUAUGCCACAAAUGGGUUCAGUCUUUUUAAGGUGCCACAGGGCCUUAAAGACUCAUUCUCAUUCUCUUUUUGGGUUCAAACUGAGUUUUCUCACUUGCCUUGAUAUACUAGUAUCAUAUUUCCGAGGCAUCACCUCCAUGAUAAUCAGAGAAACUGCCUCAUUUUAUUGUUGUAGAGGACCUCCUCAGAAGCUUCUCUCUAGAAGGCAAAUGGUGGAAGGGCAAUGCCAAAUGCUGAUUGGGGAAGACCAAGGGUGAGAGCAGAAAAUUCUACCUGAAUAAUCUUGGAAUCAGGUGGAAAUUGAUUUAUUUCUAUAUUGGAUACUAGGUUUUGAUGUGCCUUUUAACAUGAGGAUCUAAACUGCAUCAGGAACCUCUUGGGACUAUAGAGGUUUUCAAACAAGCAAAAAGAGCAUUUGUCAUGUAAACUGCUGGAGGAAAUUACUAUGAAACUUCACAAUUUCUUGGGCCAUAAAAAUCUGAAUUUUACAUGCCAAUGGUCUAGCUUAGAAAAAUACAGCUUGGUUCCAAAGGUGCCCUUCUCCUAGCAGAAAGGCUCUUCUGUUCCUGGAAGUGCUGCUUGUGACCAAGCAGGAGGUUGUUCUGUGAGGAAGUGACCCUAAAAACAGAGGCCUUUCAUCUGUGCAAGCCAUUGCAAAAGCUCUAUCACGACCUCUUUAUGGCUCACUAGAGUUUAUAUGCUGGCCUGUGUCUUCCUUAUUCACCAUGGGUUGUAUUUUAAGUAGCACAAGCAGAGCAGUAUUCCCACAAGCAGACUUCCCUGCCCUUACUGGGGCAGUUUCCUGAACCCCCCUGAAUUAUACAUAAAUAAGUACUGCUCCUGGGGGCCAGCGGACCCUUAGAAACUGUGUGAGGUGGGAUGUUGUGGGGGCUACAGUAAGAUGUAGGAGUUCCCAGAAAUCACAUAGAUACACUUGCCUUGCAGAGGUAUUUGCACUAUCUGCAAGAAUGUAUGCCAUUCUCUAGGCCCUCUUGACUCUGCAGAGAAGCUUUUCAGGGGAACUGCACUAGGGAGGAGUAGGCAAGGAAAAAAACUUGCAUGAGUGCCAUUUUGAUCAUGUUGCUUGGACUACAACCAACUCCUAACACAACACCCAUACUUUAUGGUGCUGCCCUGUGAGAAGCCUUCCACUUCCACUCGAGCAAAUGUUCAUGGCAUAGCUCUAAUAUUUUCUCCUUCCCAUCAAAGUUAUUUGAUCAAAACUGUAGGCUUGAAGAUGUGAACUCUAUGAAAACUACUUAACCCAAGUUUUGUGGCAUGUGUUUAAGGCUCCACAGGUCUUGUAUUUGACGAAUCUAUUCUUUUAUUUUUAUAACAACAUUUCUUGGAUGGGAAUGUUGCUUGGCUUAUACAUUUUCUACACGUUGGGUUUUUGUACCAGAAAAUGUAUAGGUUUUCUAUUUUGAAAGAUUUUUUUUUAAUGUAAAAUAAGUCUUAAUUUAAAAAAAAACCUGUCAAAAGAUGAAAUGAAUUACAGUUACAUAAGUAAAAAUAAAACUUUAGAUUAAUACAUAAAA
This is a messenger RNA of Hemicordylus capensis (graceful crag lizard), 5666 nucleotides long. It is a transcript of the gene DDX59, whose product is annotated as DEAD-box helicase 59. Bases 685 to 2562 code for a protein of 625 amino acids. The record is from RefSeq and is a predicted model, not a curated record. The transcript is spliced from 9 exons. NCBI's taxonomy places the organism in Eukaryota, Metazoa, Chordata, Lepidosauria, Squamata, Cordylidae. Gene Ontology annotation, molecular function: RNA helicase activity; nucleic acid binding; ATP binding.